GUAGUAAGUCUAGUCUUGAUAUUAUAGUAGCCAUCGCGCGAUUAACUUCUGGAGCUGUUCCGGGAACUAACGAAUCAUUUAAAAGAAAUACAUAGACUGGCGUAUGGACUAUCCUUAACUGGUUCGCUACACUCUGAGAGAAUAUCCUCUGUCUGCGCAUUGACAGAGAGCAGCCUGAGAUCUCGUUCUUCUCUCUGGCAUAGGUGAAGCAAAACAAACAAAGUUGGAAUAGCGUUGGUUUGUUGUGACUACCGCACGUUGUGAUAUAUUUGUUGCAGCUUUCAGCAAAAUGGUGAAUUCGUCGUCGAACGUGACUGUGUCGAAUAUUCUGAAGAACAAGAGUUCUUCGGAGGAUGAACCUCGCAAGAAGAGUCGAGAAGAAUGGCGAAAAGCCAAGGAACUCGAAGAGGCCAGAAAAGCGGGCACGGCUCCGGCUGCCGUGGACGAGGAGGGCAAGGAUAUAAAUCCUCACAUUCCUCAAUACAUCAGCUCGGCGCCGUGGUACUUCGGCGCUAAAACGCCUACCCUGAAGCAUCAGAGACCUCAGCCCGAAAAACAGAAGCAGUUCAAUUCCAUCGACGAGUGGUACAAUCGCGGUGUGGACACGUCCCGUGUAGCAAACAAGUAUCGCAAGGGUGCCUGCGAGAAUUGCGGUGCGAUGACUCACAAGAGGAAAGAUUGCAUGGAGAGACCACGCAAGGUCGGAGCGAAGUACACGAAUUCCAAGAUAGCUCCGGACGAAUUCACACAGCCGGAUCUGUCGCUGGAUUAUGACGGCAAGAGAGACAGAUGGGCGGGUUAUGAUCCGGCUGAGCACAAAGAGAUAGUAGAGGAACAUCAGAAAAUAGAGGAGGCCAAGAGACAGAUGCGCGCUGAGAAACUCGCGACAGAGGAGGAGGAUGACGAACAAGACGACAACUCGGACAAGGAUGAGGACAAGUACGUUGACGAGGUUGACAUGCCUGGUACAAAAGUCGACUCCAAGCAACGUAUCACCGUGAGAAAUUUGCGUAUUCGAGAAGACACCGCGAAAUAUUUGCGCAAUCUAGAUCCAAAUUCGGCAUAUUAUGAUCCAAAGACUAGAAGUAUGCGAGACAAUCCGUAUGCUAAUAUGGACGCCGAAGUGGAUUACAAAGGUGAAAAUUUCAUGCGUUUUUCCGGCGACACGCAAAAACACGCGAACGUGCAGUUGUUCGCUUGGGAGGCACACGAGAAAGGAGUAGACGUUCAUCUGCUUGCCGAGCCCACGAAGCUGGAGUUGUUGAAGCAGGAAUACGAUAAGAAACGCGACGAACUGAAGGAUGAAGCGCGCGACAGCAUAAUCAAACGUUACGGAGGUGAGAAGCAUCUCGAGGCGCCACCAAAGACCCUUUUGUUGGCGCAAACCGAAGAUUAUGUGGAAUAUUCAAGAUAUGGCAAAAUAAUAAAAGGCCAAGAUAGACAGGUAAUACGAUCCAAGUACGAGGAGGAUGUCUAUCCGAACAAUCACACGUCGAUCUGGGGAUCUUAUUGGCAGGAUGGAAAAUGGGGCUAUCAUUGCUGCCGAUCCUUCAUAAAGAAUUCAUACUGUACCGGAGAACGGAAAUCCGAGAAGGAAACGACGGAUACGGCGAUCGAACAAGACAGCACGCCGCUCGAAUUAUUCGAAACGGAAGAAACAAACAGCGAUCGUUUUUCAAACAACGAGUCCUCGUCGGACGACGAAGGCGCAAAGAAUAAAACGGAAAAGCAAAGCAAAUCAGCAAAACGAAAAUUAAAGAAACAGAAACAGAGAGAGAAUCGAAGAAACAAGAAAAUGAAAAAUUCAGAUGACAAACUGAAAGAAGCAUUGAGAAAGGAGGACGAACACGCGAAGAAGACAGAUCAAUUCUUGCAAAUGGACGAGAGAAAACGCCCGUACAACAGCAUGUACGAAGCAAAACCACCGUCUGCUGAAGAAAUAGAAGCAUAUCAAAUGAAGCGCAAGCAUUACGAAGAUCCCAUGGCUCACUUUCUUUGAGUGCAACAUUUUAUUACGCACUUGUUUUUUAAUAUAUGAUCACACUACAUGCGUUUUCAACGUACAUUGUAUGUGUACACGUCUAAAUAUUUACAAUAGCAUAACCGUACGGGACAGAAGAGUUUUUUUUAGAAAAACGUGAUUAUAAUAACGAUCCAAUGGCUCGAGCGCCUUCCUUAAAUAAAAUAUUACUCAAUAUUUUAAUUUAUAUGUAAUUAUUUUUAUAACUAUAACAUAAUGAUAUGAUAAAAUACAUUGUACGUAUAUACAUGUAAAUAUAUGUAUAAAAACUAAAAACAGAAGUUGGUGUUUAAAAAGAGUUGCGCGCGUAAUCUGUAAUCUUACUUUUACGUGACAAAUAAAAUAAGAAAAUACACUGCA
Molecule: messenger RNA, 2380 nt
Organism: Pseudomyrmex gracilis
Lineage: Eukaryota; Metazoa; Arthropoda; Insecta; Hymenoptera; Formicidae
Product: pre-mRNA-splicing factor Slu7-like
Exons: 2
Coding region: 290-1999 (569 amino acids)
Biological process (GO): mRNA splicing, via spliceosome
Cellular component (GO): spliceosomal complex
Molecular function (GO): pre-mRNA 3'-splice site binding
Source: RefSeq, a predicted model, not a curated record